Molecule: messenger RNA, 2244 nt
Organism: Eruca vesicaria subsp. sativa (arugula)
Lineage: Eukaryota; Viridiplantae; Streptophyta; Magnoliopsida; Brassicales; Brassicaceae
Source: the annotation of a GenBank genome assembly
GCCACUCUCUCUAAAUCUAAAUCGAAUCUCUCUCUAGCUCCCUCGCCUCCCCCUUGCGCUGAUCGUCCUCUCCACCCUCCAGUAUUCCCCUCUCUUCGGGCUUUACGUUCCACACCAGAUGUCUGUUGAUCUCUGCAAGAAGAACCCAUCUUUUCUUUGGUGUGACUGUGGUUAUAUGAGCAGGGGCAGGUUGUGGUGCUUCCAGAUUAUCUUGUUCAGGCACUGGACUUAGACCUUCUCUCUCUCUCACCUCUUCUCAAUCUCUCUCUCUCUUCUUUCUUCUCUGCAAUCUUCUGCUUGAUUUGAUUACAAAGUAUUCGCCUUUACUGCUCUUGUUACUGUGAACUUGUUCUUUUUUGCUGCGCAAAAACUCCUAACUUGCUUGUGAGGAGUUUUCUUAGCCGAGUGCAAGUUUUCCCCUUUGGAUCUGCCCGAUGGGGAAAACUGAACUGGCUCCUGGAUUUCGAUUUCAUCCUACUGAUGUUGAACUCGUGAGAUAUUACUUGAAGAGGAAAGUGUUGGGUAAAAAGCUCCUCGUUGAUGCUAUUGCUGAACUUGACAUUUACAAGUUUGAACCUUCUGACUUGCCUGAUAAGUCCUUUAUAAAGAGUGGUGAUCUUAAAUGGCACUUCUUCUGCCCAAGGGAAAAGAAAUAUGCAACUGGUGUUAGGGCUAACCGUGCAACUGUGGGUGGUUACUGGAAGACCACAGGGAAGGAGAGAUCUGUUAUGUGCAAUGCUGAAGUUGUUGGAAAGAUCAAGACUUUGGUGUAUCAUGUUGGGAAGUCUCCUCGUGGGGAGAGGACUGAUUGGGUUAUGCAUGAGUAUAGGCUUGAGGACAUCGUGUUGACACAGAAGAAUAUCCCUCAGGAUACUUAUGUCCUGUGUGUUCUGUUCAAGAAAGAUGGACCGGGUCCUAGGAAUGGAGCUCAAUAUGGUGCUCCUUUCAAGGAAGAGGACUGGAGCGAAGAGGAACAUCAACUUACUGGUGUUGCUGCUACCAACAAUGCAGCAAUCUUCCUUCAUGGGCCUAACGCAGAGACCAGUCUUGCUGUGGCGCCCUCGCAUGACCCUAAUGAGGCUUGUGUUGGUGGCAUGAUGUCUGAAUCAUGCGUCUCUGAUUUCCAACCAGCUACUGCUACUACCAGCGUGACUGCACAUCUGAAUGAUGCAGCUAAUACUCUUAUGCCUGCACCAGUUCUUGAUCCUAGUAGCAGCUCUUCUCUGGGGCAACCCCUGCUGGUGCCAGACAAGGAUGAUGAUAUAUAUUCAAAGUUGGAUCUCUUUGUUGAUGAGGAUGAGUACUUGCGUUUCUGUGAGCCCAACACCAAUGAGGCAACAAGACAUGAUCCCAAUGUCCCAGCUCCAAUUUCCUUAGGAGAAGAAGUGAUAUUCGACGACCUACCCGACUUUACCAAUAUGCAUAACAACAACAGCACACCCUCUUACGACCUGAUUGAAAACUCGGAGUUAUACUUGGAGCUCCAGGAUCUCACAACUUCAUUAGGACCACCGCAUAUUUGGAAUGUCAGCGACUCUUACCUGACAGCUCCAUUAGCACUACCACCUCAAGUAGGCAAUGUCAGCGACUCUUACCUGACAGCUCCAGUAGCACCGCCUCAAGUAGGGAAUGUCAGUGACUCUUAUCUCAACCAUCAAGGUCACUUUGAUUUCUCCGCUGCUGCUACUAAUGAUGAUCCUUAUGGAUUCUCUACGUCCAUGGGACACGCGCCAGACGCUUGACAAAGAGGUUUAGCUCAAACUUCCAUCCAAGAAUCCUCUUCUCUGCCCAGUACUGGCCUCUCCAUUUGUUGACAAAUCAACAGAAGCCAUGAGAUAAUGAGCUUCCAUGUAUGUAUAUUCCCAUUUCUGAAACUCUCUUAUUUCGCAAAUCUCGUUUAUCUCAGCAUAAACUCUCUUAUGUCGCAAAUCUCGCUUCUCAGCAUUCUCUUAUUACUUGGAUUCUCAUAUUCCUAAGUAAUGACAUUGGGUUUCAAGGUUUUUUUUAGUGUGUUUCAACUUGUGUCUUAUGUCGCAAAUCUCGCUUCUCAGCUUAACUCUAUAAACUCGAUCUGUCAUCAUUAAUCUGAGUUUCGGAUUCAAUGUUCAUUUUACCGAAAUACGCUUAGGUUUUAAUGGGCUUUAUUUCAUCCAUAAUUGAAGACAAUAUUUUCUAGCUUUCUUGCCUUUCUUCGAACCAGCAUCUUGGGUGUCCUCACAUCACAACAAACAAUAACAUAUGCCC